Messenger RNA from Carya illinoinensis, 1935 nucleotides. RefSeq lists its product as uncharacterized. The record is from RefSeq and is a predicted model, not a curated record. Lineage: Eukaryota; Viridiplantae; Streptophyta; Magnoliopsida; Fagales; Juglandaceae. Bases 1 to 1935 code for a protein of 644 amino acids. The transcript is spliced from 3 exons.
AUGCAGAAUGUGGCAAGGGAAGAGCCACAAAAUAAGACGGAUACGGAGAACCAAGCUGUUAACCAAGUAGGGGAAUUGAUGCCUGUCAUGGGACUAGUUUCCCUCUCUGAUUUUGAAGGUGCGCAAGAGUUAGUGCCCCUGCAAAAAAUCCAGGAAAUUUUCUCAGAUGAAGAAAUACUGAAAGAAAAUAGUGAAAGAGCCAUUGCGGAACCUUUUGUCAAUAAGCAGUGUAUGGUUCGGAUUCAGAAUAGAUUGGAGUUUGGGGGAUGUAUUUCUAAUGAGGAGGCUGGGGGAAAAUUAUGGGUGCUGUGGAACACCAAGGUAAAGGUUACUGUUCAAUCCAUCAAGGGUCAAAGCAUCUCGCUGAUGGUCGAAGAGAAGAAUAAACAAAUCCUCACAUCUUUUGUUUAUGCUAAAUGUUCAUAUCUGGACCGUAGAAGACUUUGGGAGGAUUUGAGCUUGUUGAGUACCGGAAUCACACCUUGGAUCAUUAUGGGAGAUUUUAACAUUAUCCGUAAUAAUGAUGAGAGGAUUGGAGGAAGACCCAGACCGACCAUUGCUAUGAGGGAAUUCAAUGAUUUUAUUGAUGCGGUGGGGAUGAUUGAAACAAAGUUUGAAGGAAACAAGAUGUCGUGGUGUAAUGGGCAGCAAGUAAGAGCUCGUAGCUGGGCAAGACUGGAUUGUUCUUUCAUUAACUCGAAACUAAUGCUGGAAUUUCCAGGUUUGGUGAUGACCUAUUUGCUUAGACAAAACUCAGACCAUUCCCCGCUAGUGGUGGCCAUGGAGAAAAAUGAUCAACCGUAUGGGUUCAGCCCUUUCAAAUUCCAGAAUAUGUGGACCUCUCAUGAGCUAUUCCAUGACUGUGUGCGAGGUGUUUGGCGUAAGGAUCAGGUCGGACAGGGAAUGGCUAAGUUGGCAAAUAAAUUAAAGGCUGUAAAAGGGGUGCUGAGAAGAUGGAACAAAGAGGUUUUUGGUUGGACUAACUCUCAUAUUCAGGGGCUUGAGGAACGGAUAUGUGGCUUGGAAGAAAAACUUCAGAUGGGAUUUUCUGAAGAUGUUGAACUGGACCUGUUAGCAUCGAAGGCUGAGCUGCAUGCAUGGGAGAGUAGGGAGGAAACGAGGCUCGCCCAACAAGCUAAGCAAAGAUGGCUUGAGAAGGGGGAGGGUAAUGCCCAAUUCUUCCGUGCUCUGUCUUCUAGAACCCAUAGGGUGGUAAGGGAGAUGGAAAUAGAAUCCCAUUUAAGACUUGCUCCUGAUUUGACUAGUUUAGUUGACCUUGUGGUGAGUCCAGCGGAAAAUCUGAAUAUUCUGGAGCUUCCUUCAAUCCAAGAGAUAAAAGAUGCCAUCUUCUCCAUCCCCAUUGAUAGUAGUCCGAGGCCAGAUGGUUUUGGCUCAGGCUUCUUUAAAUCCUGUUGGGAGAUCUUUGCUGAAGAUGUUGUCGCUACUGUCCAUGACUUCUUUAGAGGUAAUCCAAUCCCAAAAUUUUUCUCUUCUUCUUUUUUGGUGUUGAUUCCAAAGAUUGAAAAUCCAAAAAGCUUUGACAAGUUUCGCCCCAUAAGCCUCUGUUCAGUUUUUUAUAAAACUUGUUCAAAGCUCUUAGUGGGUCGGUUAGCACCACUGCUACCUCGCAUUGUCUCCCAAGAACAAGGAGCUUUUAUUCAGGGUAGAAGCAUCUUGGAGAAUAUUAGCUUGACGCAAGAGAUGGUUCAGUCCAUUAAUAAAAAAGCAAGAGGUGGAAAUGUAGUUCUUAAAAUCGACAUGGCUAAGGCAUAUGACUCUGUUGCCUGGAAAUUCCUCAUUCAAGUCUUGGCAGCCUUUGGUUUCUCUGAACCGGUCUGUUGCCUUGUUUGGCAAUGCAUAUCCUCCCUGUGGUAUUCAGUGGUUAUGAAUGCCACUUCAAAAGGUUUUUUCCAAGGGGGCUGUGGACUGAGAUAG